Molecule: messenger RNA, 5258 nt
Organism: Myxocyprinus asiaticus (Chinese sucker)
Lineage: Eukaryota; Metazoa; Chordata; Actinopteri; Cypriniformes; Catostomidae
Product: protocadherin gamma-A2-like
Exons: 4
Coding region: 231-3104 (957 amino acids)
Biological process (GO): homophilic cell-cell adhesion
Cellular component (GO): plasma membrane
Molecular function (GO): calcium ion binding
Source: RefSeq, a predicted model, not a curated record
GCGCAGCUAAUUCAGGGAGUUUUGGAGAGAAGCGGGAUGGAGGACUGUUUUUGUCCUCUCGUGAUUUACCGAAAAGUUUACAACCAUCAUGAGUGAUUUCAAACUUUUACCUUCACUCAGAGUCAAUCGGAUUACGGUACGCACGCCAUGGUAGCGUCGCUUUAACGGAAAUAUGGUUUCGAUAAGGAUAAAAAGUUAAAACUUUUUUCCUCUUCUCCGGAUCGCGCACAAUGGAGUGGAGACGCUCGUGGCCUGUGUUCUGCCUCGCGCUCUCCCUCACCAUGCGCCUCUCAAGCGCGUCCGGUGAGCUCCGCUAUUCGGCACCGGAGGAGCAGAAACCGGGGUCCGUCGUUGGGAAUAUCGCGAGGGAUUUGGGUCUCAGCGCUCAGAGGAUUACGGACAGAAACCUACAGGUCGUGUCGGAAGCUAACGCGCAAUAUUUCGAGGUGAAUCCAUCUAACGGUGCCUUAGUAAUUAGAGAGACUGUUGAUAGGGAGCGCAUAUGCGCAUUGACUUCGACAUGUUCGUUGCACCUUCAAAUCCUCCUUCAAAACCCGCUGGAAAUACACAGAGUUCUUGUUCAAAUUGAGGAUGUGAACGACAACGCGCCGCAGUUUCCAAACGCGAAUUCGUCGCUGGAGAUAUCCGAGGCGGCCGCUCCCGGAACGAGGUUCCGCCUGGAGAGCGCGCACGAUCCCGAUGUGGGAAUUAACUCGUUGCGCACCUACAGCCUCUCCACGAGCGACUAUUUUAUUUUAAACGUUGUAACGAAAAGCGACGGCAGUAAAUUUCCAGAGCUCGUUUUAGAAAAGCCUAUGGACCGUGAAACGCAGGCCGCGUUCCGUCUUUUGCUCACGGCCGUGGACGGGGGACAACCGGAGAAAUCCGGGACCACCCUUCUGCUUAUUAAAAUUCUGGACGUGAAUGACAAUGCGCCAGUGUUUGACGAGCCGGUGAAAAGGGUUAGUCUUUUGGAAAACUCUCUUCCAGGAACACUUGUGGCACAACUGAACGCCACUGAUGUAGACUCUGGGAUUAAUGGUAAAAUAUCUUACCUAUUCAGUAAAUAUAGUCCAGAAAGAAUACUUAAAAUUUUCAGUGUGGAUUCUAAAACGGGGGAAAUCCGUGUUGUGGGAGAUGUGGACUAUGAGGAAGCCAGUGUGUAUGACAUAACAGUCCAGGCCAGGGAUGGUGGCUCUCCCUCCAUGGAGGGGUCAUGCAACAUUAAAGUGGAAAUAAUCGAUGUGAAUGAUAACACUCCAGAGGUGACAUUAACCUCUCUCACCAGCCCUAUCCGGGAGGAUGCUGAAACCGGCACUGUUAUCGCCUUGAUCAGUGCAAAAGACUUAGAUUCGGAGGACAAUGGUAAAGUGACACUUCGAGUAUCUCAUGGGCUUCCAUUUAAACUAAAAUCAGCCUUUGGUGAACACUACACACUUGUAACCGAAGGACGACUAGACAGAGAAGCGGUGGAUGAAUACACCAUUGUUGUCACGGCAACUGACUCCGGCUCACCUCCACUAUCCUCUCAGAAGAUGUUUGCGGUCCGUCUCUUGGACGUCAACGACAAUGCUCCAGUGUUCUCGCAGUCUUCAUACUCUGUGGAUGUAGCUGAGAAUAACGCACCUGGAACGCCAGUAGUGGCCGUCACGGCGUCAGACCCAGACGUCGGCGAUAACGCACGUCUUUCGUACUCCAUUUUACCGACCACCAUCCAUGGCAGCCCUGUAUCCUCGUACGUCUACAUAAACCCUGAGAAUGGGAAUAUAUUCACCAUGCGCACUCUGGAUUACGAGCAAAUGAACACGUUCAAGAUAGAGGUGCAGGUUCGCGAUGCUGGAACGCCGCCGCAAACAUCUAACGUCACAGUCCACGUUUUCGUGAUCGACCAAAACGACAACCCACCCGUCAUCCUUUACCCCACCCACUCCGAAGACUCAGGGCUUCAACUAACCGUACCCCACUCUGCCCCCGUCGGGCAUCGUGUGAAUAAAAUUGUCGCCGUCGACCCCGACAGCGGCCACAAUGCCUGGCUGUUCUACACCAUCCCACCAGGGGACGAUUCGUUGCUGUUUCACAUCGACGUCCACACGGGCGAGCUUUGCAUUGCACAGAAACUCAUGGACGAUGAAUCUGGCGACAAAACUAGCCCAGCCUACAAUUUCAUAGUGGUGAUACGGGACAAUGGCGAGCCGCCUAUGUCCACUAGUGUUUCAGUUACGGUUACUGUAGAAGAGAAAAGUGCAGACAAAUCCACAGACUUCCGAACGACAACGUUCUCGCACAAGGUGACAGGAAUAACAGAUGUUACCCUGUACCUCAUCAUCUCCCUGGGAUGUGUAACUCUGGUGUCUCUGCUGACCAUGGCGGUGCUCUUGGUACGUUGCAUUAGACAUAAAGGUGGUUCGGCAUGCUGCUACUCCAGAACAGGCUUCCGUUCCAGGCAUGCCUACCAACAUAGAACCCAUAAGGAUCUUCAUCUCCAACUUAACACUGAUGGACCCAUUAGAUAUAUGGAGGUGGUUGGAGGCCCUCAGGAACCCAACACACGGACCUACAGGCCUUGCUACUCCACUCUUUCCAGCAGGAGUGACUUUGUGUUUGUCAAAACUCCCAUGUUGAGUCAUAACAACACACUAAACAUGACUUUGACUAGGAAGCACUUUAUGAACUCAGCCAAUGAGCAGAAACCGCCCAGCGCAGACUGGCGUUUCACCCAGAACCAGAGGCCUGGACCCAGCGGGGCUGCUGCCACUCCUGAGGUUGCCGUGGGAACAAGACCCUGGCCCAACCCCCCCACUGAGGCCGAGCAACUCCAGGCGCUGAUGGCCGCUGCUAAUGAGGUGAGUGAGGCGACCAACACUCUGCAACCGGGCACUAUGGGUCUGAGCACCCGCUACAGCCCGCAAUUCACCCUGCAGCAUGUCCCUGAUUACCGGCAGAACGUCUACAUCCCUGGCAGCACCGCAACCCUUACCUCCAACCCGCAACAGCCCCAACAGGCCCUGCCACCGCCACAGGCCUCCGCCACCCAAGCCGAGCCACCAAAAGCCGCCCAGACACCCGCCAGCAAGAAGAAAUCCACCAAGAAGGAGAAGAAGUAGAGAGGAUGAGAAGAUAAGAAUUAGGGAAUUAAGUUAGGGAGGUUAACUCUAUCCUGUGGUGUCUCGAGGUUUGCUGGAAAUCUGUAACACAUUAAAUUAGACUAUUAAAAGAAACAUAUUAGGGUAAAAAGACAGUAUGUCGAAGUAAACACACCUCUAAGAUCUAACCUUUGGUUUCUCUAGUGAUUUUUGAGUGUUUUACCCUGGGUAACACACGUGUUUACUGCACAAGUACUGUAAAAAUUAUUUUCACCUAGAUGUUCCGAUUCAUUUCAACUUCCUGAAUCUUGCAGAAUGAAAAGGUUUCCAUUUUUGUUUUCAUAUUUCCAUUCUCACUUUUGACAAGUUUAUGCAACACUAUAUUCCUGCGUAUAUCUAGCCAAUUAUGUAUUUAACAGUACUUUACCGUAAUCAUGUUAAACCGUUCCAUUACACCUGGACUUAGAGCAGAAAUGUGUUAUGUUGUUUUUAUUGUUUAUACAAAGACACAAUGACCAUGCAUUUCUUGAUGUGCCCAAUAUGCUGUUGCAAGUGUAUCAUUAUUACUUUCUUCUUACCUUUUUUUUAAUUUUAUUUUUUUAUUAACGAAGAAAUUUUGUUUCUUAAGAUUGUUGUUACCUAAAAUACCACUAUGGAUUAUUUUAUGAGAAGUGUUGCCAUAGAAGUCAGGUGAUUUUAGCUGCAUGCUGAUUUUUUGCGCUAUAGAUAUUCUACACGUCACCUGACGCCUACAAACGCCCAUCUAAGAACUUCUCAUGGAUGUGACCUUUCAAGAUAACCUGUUGUAUUUUUUUAAGAAUGGAUUCUGAGCCAGAGUUUGGUUGUUUUCUUCAACGUUACUGAAUGUUUUCUUGGAACAUUAGUGACUCUUCUUGUCCGAGUCCGAGUAAUGGAAGAGUCGAGAAACCAGUUUCAUGUAAGUCCACAGUGGUGGCCGUAUCGUCUGUAGUAUUCAGUAUUUUCUGGUUAUCCUGAAGUGUUGAAGCUCUCUUUAUCGGUGCUGGUUGUAAUAAGAUGUAUGAUACUCAUUAUGGGUAUCUUCUAUUUUGAAAAAUGCUGAAAUAUUUCUUAAGCUGUCCGUCCGUGAUGAAGUCUCCCUGUAAUAACAAUUCAGAUCCACAGAGCUAUACUGUAGACAAAACAUCUGUUCCAAAAUCUGGUGAGCUGCCUACCUAGGCAGCAUUUUAUGUUAUCAUAGGCAUGCUCCUGAUGCUGUUCCAAAAGGUAGGUAUGUGUAAUUAAAAAUGAUGCUGUCUGUAAGACAUCGUCUUUUGUCCGAAUUCAAGAGUCAAGAGAAAUGUUAAUCACAAGUAUCCACCUAACAAGGAUGCUGCCUUAGUAGACAGCAAGGCAGCUCACUCGGUAUUGGAACAAAGCCAUUCUACUGUUCAGAGGGAGAAAUGUGAGUCAAAAGUUAGAACAAUCUUACACUCACUGAAUGUACAGAAAUUACAUAUUAACAGUUAGUACAAACCGAUCAAUUAAGACCAGAUACCACUUUGGAAAGGAGGUGAAAGUACUUACAGAUAAUCCAUUUAAAUAUAAAUUUGCAUCCAUGUUUGGACCCUUGGCAUGACUAUCCUUUGUAAAUAGCAAUCAGCCCUUAAAAACAGCUCAUAGGUAUGGCUUACUACUGGAAUGUUACAUUAUUAGUUUUUUUCAGAAAAAAAAGUUCAAAAAUUAACAAGAAAAAAAAUACACUUUUCAAACACUCUGUGUUACCAAUGCAGUUCUUUAGUACUAUGAAGGUCAACUAACGCACUUGUAAAUAAACCGUUUAACUUUUACUUAGGAAAAUAGUGACACACUCUUAGUCUAGAAGUUGUGAUGUUAUGCAUAUAUUUUUGUGUUCAUACUUUCUCUUCUUUUCUUGUCUGACUUCUUUCCAUGAAAAGACAACAUAAUUUUGUGAAUCUCUGUUGUGCUUACAUGUGCAAAUGCUUAAUGUCUAUAUGAAGAAUCUGAAUAGAUCUAUUAUAUCUGUGUGUUCUGAUACUGUAAUCCUGCUGUAACAUCACUUAAAACGCUGCGAUUCCUGCCUCCUGUGUGCUCCCCUUAUUUUAUAUGCUAAUAUUUAUAUUGCCCUUUUUGUUUUCUUUCUCUUUCUUUCUCUUGAACACUGACAUUUCAAAUAAAAAGUUCUCAAACCAUUAA